AUGCGAGCAGUGUGGUGGGCGUCGUGGACGAUGUUGAGCACCAUGCACGUGUGGAUGCGUUUGGGGCGGAGCUUGAAUACAAUACAGGGCGAGCUCGACGACGACUCCAUCCGGAUCGUGCAUUCAUCCAACGACACAGGGGGUUCAUCCAGCUCUUUAACGAGUGGCAGCUUCAUCACCGUCCCAAACCCCCGAGAUCCCACUCAAAUAUUCAAGUUUCCGUUUACAAGUUGUUAUGACCAAGACUCGACUCAGGAGGAAAUUUAUAGGAACGACGUUGAACCAUUACUCGAUAUCGUCUACAGUGGGGUCACCGUAACCAUCUUUGCCUACGGGGUUACCUCGUCUGGGAAGACAUACACUAUGCAGGGUACGAAGCAGGAGCCUGGUGUCAUUCCUCGAGUCGUCAGAGGGAUAUUUGACAAGAAGAAUAGCCUGAAGCAAUUUCAAACAACUCUAUCCAUUUCUUACAUGGAGAUUUACAAAGACGAUGUUUACGACCUCCUCGUGGACAGAGAAAAUGCUCCCAAAUUACCCGUUCGGGAAAACCAUGCGGGUAUGGUUUUCGUUGCAAACCUGACCAGUUGCCCAAUUUCCAACGUCGCUGAGUUCGACAGCACAUAUAACAAUGCAACCCUUCGUCGUUCUGUUGGUGCUACAAACUUGAAUCGAGCAUCCUCUCGUUCCCAUGCUAUCCUUACAAUCGAAGCCACCAUGGUAGACCCUGUAGCUAACACAACGCUGACUGGCAAGAUCAACCUUGUCGACCUUGCUGGCUCAGAGAACAACAAGCUGACAGGAAACGAUCCAGCUCGAAUGGCCGAAUCGGCUGCUAUCAAUAAAUCUCUGAGUGUCCUCGGCCAGGUUGUCCAUGCUUUGAACCAAGGCGCUUCACGUAUCCCCUAUCGCAACUCGAAGCUUACCAGGCUGCUACAAGACGCCCUUGGUGGAACGUCUGUGGGUCUUUUGAUCUGCAAUCUUGCCCCAGGGAACAAGUUCAGGCAGGAUACCCUCAACACUCUUAACUUUGCGGUUCAUACGAAAAAUGUUGAGAACAGACCCGUUGUCAAUGAGCGUGAAAACCGCCCGGCCCCCAAGCCCCAUUUUGCCGCAGUGUCCAUCCAACCACCAGCAGGAAAGCCCGCGCCAGCAGUCCUCCAGGCUGUCUCAACCACCGGCGCUGGUGCAGGGUCUGGAUCUCUUCGUGGCGCUCGGCCCUCCCUCGUUCCUGUUUCCCGAUCCUCCCAUCGCAUGUCCAACUUUGGCCUGAAUUCGCAAGGUGCAUACCAGCCCUUCGCGCUUCCUGGUGCCGGGCGGCGGCCUGAAAAGGUCCAGGAAGAAAGCGACCGGUCCGGCAGUCUUGGUUUCGGUAUGACAGAGAAAGAGAUCGACGACAGGAUCUCCAAGGCCGUAGAAGCGGCCGUCGAAGCAGAAGUUGCUAGGCGUCUGGCUGAGCGGGAGCGACAGAGGCAGCUUGAAGAGGAAGAGCGUAGCAAGGAGGCUGCUGCUGCUGCGGAGAGCCAAGUGCGAAUAACCAGGUCGCGAUCGCGAUCGCCUAGGAAAGAACUCAGUCUCCCGUCGGGUGUGUUGACACCCCUCCUCCAGCGGCACAAGGAUCUCGAUGAGGAGCUCAAGACCCGUCUCCAGGAACUGGAAAAGAAAUACGAGCGAGGCACGAAGGAGACCGCACUUGCCGACGUACUUUCUCCGGUCUCUAAGAAGAAAACGGGUCGGGCGUACGUCGCGCUGGCACGUGCGCAUUCGGAGAAGGGCGACCUCCGAGUCGCGCUCGACCUAUAUCGCAAGGCCGAGACAUACGUCCCGGACAACGUCAAGCUGAAAGAGAGGAUCAUCGAGAUCGAAUGGGCCGUCAAGAACGACCGGGAGUAUGUGCCCUCGCCCAAGCCUCAACGCAAGGCGAAGAAGUCCAAGAAGUCCAAGGCGAAUCGGGAGAACCCAGAGCGCCGAGAGGAUGCGAUGGCAAUGGACAUCGACGACUGCGGUGCGAUCGUUGGGGGCUCAAAGGACCGCAGUGCUGGAGGCGCUACGGAAUCCGAAUUUGGCAUGGAAGUCACCAACACCGAUGGCCUUAGCAAGAGCCUCAGCAAGCGUUCGUUUGCUGACACAGAAGAACGCGAGAACGGGUUUUCCACGCCGCAGAAGAGGCAGAAGCGUACCGCCUUGGGCACCACGACUCCUGGAGUGCAGGCUGGUUCUGAAGAUGAGAUGGAGCUGCCAACCCCAGCCAGGAAGUCUAGGCGGAAGGCCGUUGUCUAA
Molecule: messenger RNA, 2277 nt
Organism: Cyclocybe aegerita
Lineage: Eukaryota; Fungi; Basidiomycota; Agaricomycetes; Agaricales; Hemipholiotaceae
Source: the annotation of a GenBank genome assembly